Messenger RNA from Sinocyclocheilus grahami, 1403 nucleotides. Its product is annotated as coactosin-like protein. The transcript is spliced from 4 exons. The coding region runs from base 265 to 693 and encodes 142 amino acids. Gene Ontology annotation, molecular function: actin filament binding. Gene Ontology annotation, biological process: regulation of actin filament polymerization. The record is from RefSeq and is a predicted model, not a curated record. NCBI's taxonomy places the organism in Eukaryota, Metazoa, Chordata, Actinopteri, Cypriniformes, Cyprinidae. Gene Ontology annotation, cellular component: cortical actin cytoskeleton; site of polarized growth; actin filament.
CCAUUAGGAGGAGGUGAAACUGGCGCGAGCUCCCUAAUUCACUGGAACAGCAACCUGACAGACAAAUAUCACUAACGCCCAUUAAGAGGCAAUAGGAAAUGAAUCGAGUCGUGAAAUUAGUUGCCUCUCCAUCCCACUGAGAGAAGAGACCUCCCUGCUACACCAGCAGCCCCUCUGUCGCACUUUGGGAUUUAUCCGCAUUUUCUCUCAUCCCCCCGGCUUUGUUCUGCGUUUAGAUACAUUAUCUCCCUUCGCUUCGUCGAAAUGGCUACGCGAAUUGACAAAGAGGCUUGCAGAGAAGCAUACAAUCUGGUGCGAGACGACAGCUCAGAUAUAUGCUGGGCAUCUUUUAAGUAUGAUGGCUCUACCAUUGUACCGGCUGGUCACGGAUCCGACUACGAAGAAUUCAAGAGUCAGUGUACAGAUGACAACCGUCUCUUCGGGUUUGUAAGGAUCACAACGGGUGAUGCCAUGAGCAAGCGUGCCAAAUUCACCCUCAUCACCUGGAUUGGCGAAAACAUCAGCGGACUGCAAAGAGCCAAGAUUAGCACUGACAAGACACUGGUAAAAGACAUUGUGCAGAACUUUGCCAAGGAGUUCAUGAUAAGUGAUCCUAGAGAGCUGGAGGAGGAUUAUCUCCGCAAUGAGCUGAAAAAGGCCGGCGGGGCCAACUACGACGCCCAGGCCGAAUAGAACUUGGGGGCGGGUUCCAUAGGGUUGGUGGAGAAGGAAGAGGAAAACGUCAUCUCAUACACGCGCACACACAGACAUACACAUACACACAGACAAACAUAAAUAUACAUACCUCACCCCUCUUGCCAGUCUGGCCAUGGUUGAUGUAUCUAUCUACUGUACUGUGCAUCAUCUCAAAGUCAUCUCUACUAGUGCUAUGAGGUUCUCUUUUUCUUCAGGGGCAUUUUUGUAACUGUAUAAUCAAUGGAGAGCAUACAAGUCCAGCAUUGUUUUCUAAGGGGUUUAUUAUAAAUCUUCAUCUCCCUGCUGAAUACAGACCACUGUGUUUACUGUCUCAAUCUCCCAUGGAGAGGAAGACAUCAUGGAAUGUGUGCAUUUGUGUAUGUGUGUGUUUGCAGACACUGCACUGUGACUGGUUUACUUGCAUGCAGGGGGUGGAGUCUUAAAGGAUCUCGUAGCUCUGAUUGGCUGUUUCGCACUCUCCACCCGACCAAGGAGCAGCCAUUUCUCUAGUGUAGCCUUCAUUCUGGUUUAAAUUAAAAUACCCAAGAAUGUCAUUUUUCUUUUUUUAUUAAAAAGUAGGUUUGAUUUGCUUUAAAAACACAACCUGUGGUUCUUCCUUUAAAAUAAAAAUGCCUCCCGAGCCAAGAAAAGAAAUAAGAUGGUCACAAAAGUAAUCACGUCAGAAUAAAAUUGUUGGUUUUUCAAGA